UUUUAGAUUAAUACUUUUGCUGUCGUUUUCAGUUAUGGCGUCGGCCGUUUUGGCUAGUCGGAAUGAGCCGUGUUGGGGUGAGAGAAAGGUUUAUAUGAGAAAAUAUCCGAACUCGGUAAACACAACAACCUCUGCAAAGAAUAGAAAUAGUAAUGUCAACGGCAAGUCUCUUUUAACUUCUCAGUCAAACCCUAAUCCGGCUCCGAGUCAUCCUUCCAACAAACAGAUCCCGGCCCAUGAUCCGUCGACUGACAUCCACGUCAAGGAGAUUUCUUCGCUGUCUCCGCCCGGUGGCUUUCCAGCAAAGGAGAUGUCACGUGCAGGUCGUGUGACGUUCAAUCUUGCUGCCUACACGAGGCUAGAGCUAAAGGAGUUGAAGGAGCGCCUGCUCUCGGAACUCGAACAGGUGCGGAUCCUCAUAACCCGGGCCGAGAACCUUAAAUUCCAGUCGGUUCAACCCGUUUUUCUGCCUGACCCGCAAAAGCUGAACCCUAGCCCUAACUGUACGCCUAAGGGACACAAGGAAUGUGCGGGGGCUAAACGGGCCAACCCGUUUAGAAAAUCGGGUCAAAAGCGGAAGCAGAAAAAAAGGCCUACGGCGGUUUCGUUAAUGCGGAGUUGUAGUCAGAUAUUGACGAAGAUGAUGAAGCACAAGCACGGUUGGGUGUUCAACGAGCCAGUCGAUGUCGUUUCAUUAAGUCUCCACGAUUACCACGACAUAAUCAAGAACCCGAUGGAUCUUGGCACCGUUAAGCUUAACCUCGAAAGGAAACUGUACGGCACCGUGUUAGAUUUCGCCGCAGACGUAAGACUGACAUUCAACAAUGCGUUGAAGUACAAUCCCCAAGGCCACGACGUUCAUGUGAUGGCCGAGACUUUGUUGGGGAAAUUCGAGAGAAUGUUCAAGCCGGUGGUGCGAAAAUUCGGAGAAAUACCCGUUACAGUGAAGAAGAAAGAGAUGAGUUUUGAAGAGAAGGCGGUGUUGGGGAAGAGUUUGGAGGAGCUGCCGCCAGAGAAGAUGGGCGAGGUGCUGAGUAUAUUGAAGAAGAGGAAUGGUAAUGGUGACGUGUCUGCAGAAGGGGAUGAAAUCGAGCUCGAUAUUGACGUGAUUGAUAAUGAAACGCUAUGGGAACUUGAUCGGUUUGUAAAACAAGUGGCGGAUUUGAAAAAAUUGAAAAGUGAGGUAGUAGAAGUUAAAGAAGUGCAGAAGGUUGGAGUUGGAGAGGAAGAGGUGGACAUUGGAGAGGAGAUUCAAGUUGGAAACUUUCCAUCUGUGGAGAUUGAGAGAGAUGUUUCUAGUUCAAGCAGCGACUCGUCUUCUUCCUCCUCUGGCGAAUCCGGGAGUUCCUCUGAUGAUGACGAUGAUGAUGAAGACGCUGUGAAAUCACCAGUCUCUGAUGCAAAAGAUGCGGCCAUGGCCAUGGGAGUUGAAACCUGA
This is a messenger RNA of Pistacia vera, 1438 nucleotides long. RefSeq names its product transcription factor GTE7-like. The record is from RefSeq and is a predicted model, not a curated record. The transcript is spliced from 2 exons. Lineage: Eukaryota; Viridiplantae; Streptophyta; Magnoliopsida; Sapindales; Anacardiaceae. Gene Ontology annotation, molecular function: protein binding. The coding region runs from base 35 to 1438 and encodes 467 amino acids.